Molecule: messenger RNA, 936 nt
Organism: Musa acuminata AAA Group (dessert banana)
Lineage: Eukaryota; Viridiplantae; Streptophyta; Magnoliopsida; Zingiberales; Musaceae
Product: inactive protein RESTRICTED TEV MOVEMENT 2-like
Exons: 3
Coding region: 61-831 (256 amino acids)
Source: RefSeq, a predicted model, not a curated record
GCUCUUGAAUUGUGUCCAUCUUCAUCCAUCUAUUGCACUGCGAGAACUCCACUCGGACCAAUGGACACAUGCAAACAGCGAUGCAAACAUCAAUGCAAACAGCCUCCUCACAUGGAAACACGGAAAAAACCUAAUAUCUAUGAUGAAAUCAUCCCUCCGCACCAAAAAAUUGUAAUGGAAGGAGCAGAGAAGUACCUGAUUCAUCUCCCAGGCUUCUUCAAGGAACAACUCAAUGUUGAAUUCAGCACCGAUGGAAAGAUAACUGUUAGUGGACAGCGUCCCUUAUUCGACAACUGGUGGAGCCGCUUCCGCAAGGAACUGCAAGCGCCGGAGAACUAUAACAUCAACAACAUGCAUGUGAGUUUUAAGGACGAAGUCCUUUGUAUUGUGCUGCCGAACUUCACCAACAAAGCCAAAGCCACUGUGAAAGAUGAGCCAACACAUGAUGCUAGCAAGAAAGAAGGUGCAACUUCAACUCUUGAGCCAAAAUGCAGUUGCAGGAAACAACAAGAACAGAACAAGUGCGAAAUGUCUGAUGCAACACAUGUGGAGGAGAAGAAGGUGAAGGAUCACCUCAUAGAGACAAAGAACGCAGAGAAGGUUACAGGAAAGGAUCAACCUGAACAAGGUAAGAAGGGCAUAGAUGCAGCAGCUCUAGCGACUUGCCAUGGUGCUGGAAUCAGGCUAAGGAAGAUGAAGCUUAAGAUGGGUAGAUUGGAAGAUGAACUGUCCAACACCAGGAAGCUCAUGGGAGCUUUCAUUGUGGCUACUGUGGUUUCGGUGGGGGUGGGGUUGUACUUUCACUGUAGCCCGACAUCCACAGAGACAUAAUACCCACCCGGCUUCUUAAGCUUUGCAUCUCUAUGUCAAGCUGAAGGCAUUAUGAUAAUCUAAAUGUAAUUAGGACUUGUUAAAGAAAACAAAUUAAAGAUUGAA